Messenger RNA from Anoplopoma fimbria (sablefish), 2960 nucleotides. Its product is annotated as zinc finger and BTB domain-containing protein 38. Gene Ontology annotation, cellular component: nucleus. Bases 235 to 2193 code for a protein of 652 amino acids. NCBI's taxonomy places the organism in Eukaryota, Metazoa, Chordata, Actinopteri, Perciformes, Anoplopomatidae. The record is from RefSeq and is a predicted model, not a curated record. The transcript has 8 exons.
UAAAAAAAUAUAUUUGGGACGCACCGGAAGGGCUUCUGUAGCCGGAAAUGACGCGAUAUGUUUGCCAUCAGCGCUUGCGAACAGAAGAGAAGCUACUUCUUUAGCCUUGUUUUAUCUGCGCCAUAUUUAAACACCUAGAGUUCUUACACAAGCUGUAAUGGUUUGACUAAACCUCCUAUAACCCUUAAGCCCCGCAAGAGGAGUCCGACGCUGUUCCCAAAGCCUCCGAGCAGGAUGUCCAGCCGCCUGGCCUUCCAGACCCAGCUGGCCUCCAUUAUGGAGGUCCUGGCUAACGCAGCAGUGGCGGAGAUAUGCAAGCUCGUGGACGACGACUACGCCGUGGUCAGCCUGCAGAUGUCCCAGUGCCAGAGGGAGAACAAGGCCCUGAAGAGGAAGCUGCAUCUGCUGGAGCUGAAGAUGGCCCGGGGAAACGCCGAGAGGAGGCUUCGGGAGAGCGUCAUGAACGGCAGCCGGGCGAGGGUGCAGAUCCACAGCAGCGACAGGCUCCGGGAGCCCUCGCCUUCCCCCGUUGGUGUUUUUGAGCAACGGAUGGCUGUAGCCCUGUGGUCUGGUAGAGCUGCGGCAGGGGUUGCAAGCAGCAAGCCGAUCCAUUCUGACAGCAUCCAGAGUAAGUCUCCAGACGUAGAGCUAGUUGAGCCAGAGACGGUGCUGGUGAAGGAGGAGAUGGUGGAGGCAAACAUGUCACAAGUUGAAGAAAUAGAGGAAGACGUGCCGAUUAUAGGAGAUGAUGGACUGCUGGAGUGUGUCCCUCGACAACAUGCAGGACAGAGACCCAGCCUUGAACUGCAGGACACCCAGUCCACUUCCAGUCAGCCCCAGAACCAGGGCAGCAGGACGAGGCGUACCGGCAGCAGCAGAGGAGCGGAGAAAGAGGAGGAGCCCGUUGUCAUGCUGGUGAAGCUGGAGGAGGAGGAGCAGGUGACGAGGACUCAGAACCAGACAGGCCUCAACAUACAAGAGGGGUUGGUGGAGUCGAGCACGGAUGACUACAGAGCAGUUUUGCCGUUCGAUGACAUCGCACAAACUUCCACCAAUCAGCUGUCUGACCUGCAGGAGUCUGGGCCAGGCUUCUCAGAGUAUGCAGCACCUCAGUCGAUGCCUGUGAUAUCGCAAGACCACAGCACUACAGUAGCAGUCCAGCUGAGGGUAUCAGACACCAACACACCCGCCAACCCCAAAACACAAGAACAGAAGAGAUCCAGUACCAGCAACCCCGACAACUCUGAAUACUCCCUGUUUGAACUAGAGACAUUCUUCACUCGCUGGGCUCCUGAUAGUGACUCUAUUCCGGCCCGCAGUGGGCCUUCAUGUUCUUUCACCACUGAUGACCCAGCAGAGUGUGACCUGGAUGGAGUUAUUAUUGUGAAAACCGAACCACAACCUCAGUCUAUGCUUCAGCCACCGCAAGGCUCAGUUCCCACAGCAGUGAGGAUGAGCAGAGGGCAGAGUUUCUCCUCCGUUCCGAUCCAGCCAACUGUGUCACAAGAGACUUCUGUGUCAAUACCUGUGUCGAUGCACGCUCUGUCUUCCCAGUCUCCAUGGAGCAAAAAGACUGUCAUGAUAAGAAGUACAAAGGCUCAGCUGCUGCGGCAUCGUGACAGCAACAGGAUCUCUCAGCAACAGCAGAGCGUUCCCUCUGCGCAGACCACAUUGUCCACCGCAACAGCUGCUGUCAAUAACCCCCACAGAGGUGACAAAACAAGAAUCUCUAGUUUUAGUUCAAUCACGAAGACUAUGAGCUCCAGAACGUCUCCCUCAAUCAGGGGAUCCACAGCGGUGUUGGCCAGCCGUGAGGUGGACAUCGUUGAGCAACAUCGAGCCGGCCUCCUGGCUUGCCACAACCAAAGCCAGACUGACAGCAUUGUGCCCUGCGAACCGCGGAGGAAAAGCUACAUAUGCCGAGCCUGCGGUAAGGCCUUCUCCGGCUUGUCCAAUCUGGAGGCCCAUGAGAGGGUCCACACGGGGGAGAAACCUUUCCGCUGUGACACCUGCGGGAAGCGCUUCUCGGAGGCUGGCAACCUGAAGAAGCACCAGAGAGUUCACACCGGGGAGAAACCCUUCAGCUGUGACCAAUGUGGAAAGAGGUUCGCUUGGAUCUGCAACCUGAGGACGCACCAGCAAUCCACUACAGGCUGCGGACCACAGGCCAUGGGAAGGCUCGGACUGGGCUGAUCACAGAGUAGAGAGACUGUGGGGGGCAGGGCAGUUAAUGUUAGUAGUAUUUUAUUCACACACAUAGAGGCAAAAUGCCAUUUCUUCAUUUCUAAAUAGUAAUAAGGCAACAAUACAAAGUGUUAUACAAAGUAUGAAGCAGUAACCAUAUUUACCUAUUUUGUCUUUCAUCCUUUCCAGAUGUUUUGUGUCUCUGAUGUUUGAUGAAACACUGUACAACUUUAAGCUCUCAGUUAAAAGAUCAAACCAGUGUUUUUCAUUGGCUACAGAUCAUAUGUUCUUAACAUUCCCACUGACUGUUUACCAAAGUAGGUAAAGUUGUGUUAGAGUGUGAACGGACGGGUUGUGCUAGGUAGUCACUGCAUUGCUCCUUUCACAUUUUACUGUAUGUUGCCUUGUUUUUUACUGCAAUAUAUAAGUCCUGCCCCUCUAUGGAAACAGCACAAUCAUGGCAAAAAAUAUAUGUUGUGCAGCGAUACACAGCUACCAUGCCAUAAAUCAUAAAAUAGAAAAAAAGCAAGUUGAAUUUCCUUGGUCAUUUAUUUUACAAAAAUUGGAAAACAGUUGAAUCUAUAUAUCAAAGAUUUAUCCAAGUGCCCACGAGUGUUACCAAUGUUGCAAAGAAAUGGAGCCUCUACAUGCUAUAUUCAUUGAGCUAUUUACAUUUUUACAACCUCUUCUGCUGUCCUCUCCUCAAAGCACUGUGCUGAGCAGCCUGAACCAUUUGAAGUUUCCUCACAUGUCUCUCCUGCCGUGUAUUACUAAUA